ACUUCUUAAAAUAGAUUGACAUCACGUGCAUGAUCAUGUGACUUGUAAAAAAAAAAAUGUUUUCAAAAAUAAUUGAAAAUUCCAAACAAUGUUGGACUACAGUAUUUAAUUCAGUUAGCUUACUUUUUGUUAUACUAAUACAACAAAAAGGAUGCGUUCUUGGAUCACAACCAAAUAUUCUUUUAAUUUUAGCUGAUGACCUCGUAUGUAUAAUUUUAUUAUAUAAUAUUUAGAAAUUAAUUUCUAAUUCUAAAAAAGACCAAGUCUAAACUAAGUUACCGUCUAACUUACUAGUACUAGUUAGUCUAAGAAUUUGAAGAAAGAAACAACUACUAAACACUAGAAGUAGACGACCAAAUCAGGCUGUGGAGUGGAUUCAGGGUGGUCUUUUUAUUUAUAUUAAUUUAAUAAUCAUUUUAAAAUUAAAGUAAAACACACAAUCCUUACUUACCUUACAUUUACAUUAUUAGACAAGGUAUGUGAAUGUGGAUGGACUACUAAACUAAUAUAAAAUUUAUAUUAUAUUAUAUUACAACUACAAUUACAACUACAAUACUUGAAUCUACUAUAUAUUUUAAUAAAAUAUAUAAAUAUAAUUAUAAUAUACCGGUAGUGUUAGUAUAUAUAUGUAAUACCAUAUGUAUAGAUUAUAGAAAAAUCACAUUUUUGUAAGUUCAAGAACAUCAUUUCAAUCAAUAGCUAACAUCCAGUGCUUUUUUUUUGGUGUGACUUUGUAGAUAAAAAGGGGUGGAACUGUCACUUUGACUUUGAUCAUGGAUUUUACUGAAAUGGGGUGUGGGGGGGGGGGGGCUCGGGGUAUAGAGCCCCGCCCCAGAAAUGUUUUGCUAAAUUCCAAAUGCAUGCAGGGUUGCAUUUUGGCGCAUACCUGAAUUUAUUUUUAACUGUCACUUUGACUUUGAUCAUGGAUUUUACUGAAAUGGGGUGUGGGGGGGGGGGGCUCAGAGUAUAGAGCCCCGUCCCAGAAAUGUUUUGCUAAAUUCCAAAUGCAUGCAGGGUUGCAUUUUGGCGCAUACCUGAAUUUAUUUUUGCAUUAUUCUAAUCUUAAUUGGUGAGCAAAAGAAAAAAUGCUUGUGGAAAUUUAGAUGUUCCUGGACUUUAUGAAAGUAAAUUUCCUAAAGACCUUUCUUUUAAUAUUCAUUAACAAUAUGGGCAACUUGAUUCCCUUAGAUAGAAGCAUGAGGCCCCCUAGAAGCAUGAGGGUCUGGUCAACUGUCCAGUGUGCCCAUGCCUUAAGACAAUACUUGUCAUAGUGACAUAUUGUCAUUAUCAGUGGCGCUACAGCCUAUGUAGGGCCCUGGCCUGCUCCACCACAUCCUUCCAUUCGUAGCGAUCCAUGCGCAAACCCCCAACUGGUGUAUAUCCAUCUCCACAUCGUCAAUCCAUCUCAGCCUUAAGCGACCCAUGAGUUGUCUGCCCCUAGGCCAGUUUAUAACUUUUGCUGCUCUACAUUCCGGCAUCCUUUCAACAUGUCCUGCCAAAUGUAGUCUGCCUUUUUUUAUCAUUGUGACAUAUUGCGCAUGAUGAAUCAACUCAAAAGCAGAAGCUUCAGAGGGUUUGCUUGUUUUGUGUCAACUGUCAUGUCAUGUGUUCAAAUACGUUCUGGUCUCAUUGUCGCAAUAGCUCAUUCUUGCUAAAUACCACACUGGCUUGAUUGAAUAUGUAUGGGAAUUCGAUUAAUGUGAACCCUGGAGCACACAUUAUCCUCUCCACAGUACAAGAUACAAAAUUAGAAAUGAACUAUACACAUUUACUCUUUUUAAAAUUUAAAACAAGCAUAAUUAUUAACAACAUAUAAUUUUACAGGGUUGGGACGAUGUUGGUUUUCAUGGAUCAGAAAUCCUUACACCCUACAUUGACAAAUUAGCUCAAGAGGGCGUCAUUUUGAAUAACUACUAUGUGCAACCCAUUUGUACACCAUCUAGAGGUGCACUACUUAGUGGAAAAUAUCCUAUUCAUACAGGUAGAACAUUUCUAUGGUUUCAGUUUUAAAUAAAUGCCUUUUUUGUGUAUUCAAUUUUAAUUUCACCAUUUUAAUUUUGAGCAAUAAUAAAAUUAUUAUUAUUAAAUAAAUCUCAUAUAUUUUGAAAGAAGUGGUGAUGUAAGGUCAUCAAUUUACUGUCUUGUCACUACAAAAAAAUAGUUUUAAAAACUGUUUUCUUUUUUCAUUAUGUUAUAAAAUAUGAAAUGUUUUCAGAUAAGUUAAUGCCGGUAAAUACUUACUCUUAAACUUUUUUUUUUGCGUUAUACCAUAGCCAUAACAGUUUAUGAGGAUUAAACAUAAAAUGGAACCAGGAAUAUAAAUUUUACAGGAUUAUUGUGACCAAUUGAAAUGCUCAAUAGUUGCUGAUGAAGCUAAAAGUAUUUAUAUUAUAAAGAAUAAAUUGUCAUUGUCAAGUUUAUUUAUUUUCAUUCAAAAAAAAUAUUGAUAAUUUAAUUUCAAGUUCAACUUUUAUAUUGUUCAUUUUGAAAGGACUUCAGCACUAUGUGAUAGCAGGGUCCCAGCCAUAUGGGCUACCUUUGACAGAAAUCACUCUGGCACAGCAUCUCAGGUCUCUGGGAUAUAGCACACAUGCCAUUGGAAAAGUGAGAAAACUGUGUUAAUUAAUUUAGGAUUUUAUUUAUUGUUAAAAAUGUUAGUUUAUUGUUCUAGAAAGGAAAUUUAAAAAAUUGUAAGUAGUUCAAUGAUGUGUAGAGAAACUAGGCUGUUUUUUCCAAGAUCAAAUCUGAGAAUAUAUGCAAAACACAAUUUCAGUUAGUAAAUACAUUUUGUUUAGAAGGAUAUUUUAUUAUUAUUAUUUUAGUAUAGUUUUUUUAUUGCUUAUUACUAUAUGGAUUUACAUCAGAUGGAGAUCUGUACAUGGAGAUGAAAAGCCAUAGAUCAGUCUGCAUGAAAGGAUGUGGUAGAGCAGGCCAAAGCCCUAUAGGGGCUGUAGCCCCAUUGAUGAUAAUUUUGAUGAUAUUACAAAUGUUAAUACUGCUAUUAGAAAUUGCUUGUGCAAAUUUAUUCUAAAAAUAAUCGUACUUAUUAAAUUUUUCCUUAGUGGCAUUUAGGUUUCUUCAAAAAUGAAUAUCUCCCAGAAAAUCGUGGCUUUGAUUCUCAUUAUGGAUAUUAUCUAGGAAAAGGAGAUUACUUUGACCACUACAGCAAUGAUGGCGUAAGGAUUUAAUGAUAUUUUUUAUAAUUUAUUGUCCAAAUUUAUAAUAUAUAAUACAUUGAUAUUUCAAAAGUGUGUCUUUUAUAUAUCUGCAAUGUAAUUCAUUAAUAUUAUUUGCCUAUUUAGAGUUUCUUGUCUAUUAAAAUAUGUUAAAAGUAUCACUAAAUUCAAGACAAAGUGUGAUGUUCUAUUAUUCUUUGUUUACCAAAUCAAACAAUCAAGGGAUUCAUGGGUUUAGACAUCCAUCAGAAUGGUCGGCCAGUUUGGAAUGAGACAGAAAUAUACUCUACUGACCUGUUCACAGAGAAGGCUAAGUCUGUAAUAAGAACACAUGAUAAAUCAAAGGUAAAUUGUGUAUAUAUAUAUAUAUUUUUCUUUUUUAAAUUGUUUUUGCCGGUGCCAACAUAUUAUCAUAUUGUAAAAGAUAUGAAAUUAUUUUCAAACGCUGUAUUUACAACUGAUAUUAGAGUUUUACAUCUUAAAGGUUUCAUUUUCUUAAUCAAAAUAUUAUGUUUAACAGUUUUGAAACAAAAAUACUUUGUAACUAUAAUUAAAAUCAUGAUCGUUCUGGCCUUUUAUCAACAGUGUUUAAAUGGUCAUGACUUUUGAUUUUUAAGAAUGAUGAACUGUAAUGUGUAAUAUUAUUCAGACAGUUAACAUAAUGCACCACAAUGAAAAUUCAGUUUUAAAGCCACAUAAAGCCUCACAAUCUUCCUAUGCUUAAAUGUAUAUUAAUGGACAUUAAUUGUCCUUGGAAUAAUUUAAUAGUGAGAACAGGAUAUGUGACAGCUUGAAUAACAAUACAACACAAUCAAAAGAAUGUUUUAGCUGACAUCAGCAAACACAGUAAAAAGACAAAAGAGAACAAGAUUAUAAGGACAUAGCUUGCAACUGUUGAUAAAUUGAUAACAAGAUUUGGUACGUUGACUCCCUAACAGAUAAACCAAAUCCACAAUUUUUACGUAACAGCCAUGUCUUUUUCUGGUUUGGUUUUUUACAAGUCCAAGUCACUUACUUUCCAUUCUUCUUUACUUUGUUUCUGUCUGGUUUUUUUUCACCUACCCUUAUUUUUUCUCCUUUUUUUAAGUACCGGGUAGGAUCUAUGUACAUAUAGAUUAUGUAAAUUUAAUUUAUACUUAUUUAAUUGUUUUGUUGCUGUACUGAUGAAGGCAUGUGCCGAAACAUAUACUUGUGAAUUAUGUAAAAUUAUUAUUAAAGCUUAACAUAUAUUGUUAUAUUGACACAAAUUGUUUGUGUCUAAUUAAACUGUUGAAGGAAGUUGUUUAAAUCCAACAUGAAAACGUUACCAAGGAAGUGUGUAAUAAAGUGUAAGAAUCGGAUAUUUUUUAUUAAAACGCAUUGUGUCUCAUUAAUCAAAGUUUCUAAAUUUAAUCAAAUAAAAUAACAUUAGAGGGAAAUGGAAGAUUAAUAGUACUUAAUUAAUUAAUUCUUCAAUCCUCACUCCCACUUGCGUAUUUGUGUAUUAGCCAUGGAACUCAAACCUUUUUGGCCUUAUGUAUGUAACUUAUUCAUUAUGUUUCCAGCCACUAUUUUUGUACCUUGCCUUUCAAGCCGUCCAUGCUGGCAAUAAAGGUGACCUUAUUCAAGCUCCACAAAAAUAUAUUGACAGGUUUCCUAAAAUUAAGAACAUCAAGAGGAGAAUGUUUGCAGGUAAUUUUAAAUUCUUGUCAUAAAAAUCAUACAUUGUAUACAUCUUUUCUCAGUUGCUGCUUUAUGCCGACAAUAAACAAAAAGAAAAAAAUGGCAAAAUUAAUUUACCAUAUUUUAGUCAAUAAUUGAUGGUUGUUUUCGUUCUCAACUAACUCCCUCUAGGUGUAGUAUCAGCUUUAGAUGACUCGGUGGGCAGUGUUUACAGAGCUCUGGUAGAUGCUGGGAUGGAAAACAACACUGUAAUAGUCUUUAGCACAGAUAAUGGUGGUCCUGCUAAUGGAUAUGAUGGAAACGCUGCCUGUAACUGGCCUCUCAGGUGACCGCACGUUUUGAACAUUAUUUGUUGGUUUUUUUUAAAAAAUAUUUUUAACUUACAUAACAGUAUAAUGCUUGCAAAUUUCUACCACAUCAUCAGCAUCAUGUUCCUUAGUCCUUGGACCGUUGGGGCGCCACAGAUGAUAUGACAACUAUCCUUCUCCAUUCCUCUUUGUUUUCUGCACAGCAUCGCCUUGUUUUAGUCCCAUCCACUCUUUGAUGUUAUCUUCCCAUCUUUCCCUCUGUCUUCCUCAUCAUAUAUUUAAAUAACUUAAAUAGACCAGACUAUAUUUCUUACUGCUCUUGGGAAAGAAGUUAGAACUGUUUUGAACAAAUUUUUUUGUCACUAUUUAACUUAAGUUAAUGAAACCUUUUUUUAAAAAUUAAUUUAAAAUACUUUCAUAUUAGGAUUGGGGGUGGGGGGGGGGGUGUUGAUUAAAAUAUGUUUAAAUUUUUUACUGAAUUUCAUUUUGUGCAUUAAAUUAUUCUGAAAUUAAUUUUGUAUAACAUUUUAUUUGAAAACAUACCUUAGUUUUUAAUGUGGUGCUAUUUUAUAAUCUUUCAGAGGCACUAAAAAUACAUUAUGGCAGGGUGGCGUACGAGGUGUUGGGUUUGUCCAUAGUCAGCUUCUCAAGAAAAACUCUUAUGUCAAUAACAACCUGAUGCAUGUUGUAGAUUGGCUGCCAACACUCAUUGAUAUUGCAGGAGGUGAUGUGUCUGUGCUGGGAAACAUUGAUGGAAUAGACCAGUGGAAAAGCAUUUCAGAAAAUGAGGAAACUUCACGUCAGGAGGUCUUGCUAAAUAUAGAUCCUGUGAUGAAACAUGAGGCGUUGAUUGUUGGAGAUUUCAAAAUUAUUUUUGGCGAUAUUUCAAAUGGGCAUUAUGAUGGAUGGUAUCCUCCCCCCACUGAGGCUUCCAUACCUGAAUUAGGCACUUUUGGCGGCAACAAUUUAUUAUAUUAUUACAAUAUUUUGAUGGAAUAUCUGUCAGGAAAUCAAAGUAAUUUAAAUGGCUACUCUAAGACCAUUGAUGAAAUACAAAAAUCUGACGUGGCAGACCUAAUUCAUGUCAUGAAUGCCGAGUACACGCUCCUAAAAGAAGUACAUAAACAAACAUAUUCUCUUUCAUUUUUACCAAACAGCCAGUUAAAGUUAAAUGAACAAAGAUCUAACAAAAUACAAACAAAAUUUGUCCAUUUUGAGCAACAAAUUGUUCAUGAUGGAAAAGAUAAGUCGGAAAGCCCAGCCAUAUCAACAUUCUCUGUGCACUGUGGUGUAAAACCAGAAAAUGCAUCCAUAAAUUGCCAACCAGAGAAAGCUCCUUGUCUGUAUCACUUAAGAGAUGAUCCUUGUGAGUACAACAAUCUGGCUACCAGUCUGCCAAUAACAGUUCAACAGUUGAUGGCCAGACUUAAUUUAUACAGAGAUACUAUGAUUCCCCCAGCUAACAAACCUAUAGAUCCUAACGGAAAUCCUCAAUUGCAUGGUGGAGUAUGGGGACCUUGGAUGUGACCAGUGUGUAAGCUACAAGUGUCUACAAAGGUUUCUCAUUGCCCAGCAUUUAUCCCGUGAAAAUGAAUGUUUUCCUUAUUGAAGUCCAGGAAUAUAAAUAAUUUCAUUUAAAAUGUUGUAUAAACUGAAUUAAAUUUAGUGAAAAUCAAUAUUCUCUAUCUUUGUAUACAUCUGGAGUUUUUGUCACCAUUUAAAGAAUCCAGUUAACCUGGGUAGCUGUGUACUUUUGAUGGUCGUGUUGGCUCAGUUUGCUUAUUUCAAGCAGGCUGCACUUCAUACUGUUAUCAAGUUCCUUUUCAACCACCAAAAGUGAAGUUUGAACAAUCAAAACUUGUGUAUCAGUCUUAUCGUCAUCUUCGUUACCACAGUCAUAGGAAAACUUUCCUUGGAGACUCUUAUUUCCCUAACACACAAACACUUUUGGGGUACAAAAUUGAUUGUGGAUAAGUAUAGUCACGCAAACAUUUCUCAAAUCAAACCUUUAACUAAAAUCUACCCAUAAAAUCAAUUACCAUUAUCUCAAAUCUACCUAACAAAUUACCACUACCUCAAUUUACCCAUCAAAUUAGUUACCACUACCUCAAACUUACCAAAGCUUCUCUUAACCCCAAUAAUCAACAGCAUACACGUUUGACACAUCCCAGAAGCAUAUUUCAGUAUUUUGACUUAAGCUUUGACUCGAGCUUUGCAUUAACUCUUUAUGGGGCAAGUG
Lymnaea stagnalis (great pond snail) is the source of this 7385-nucleotide messenger RNA. Lineage: Eukaryota; Metazoa; Mollusca; Gastropoda; Lymnaeidae. The record is from the annotation of a GenBank genome assembly.